This is a messenger RNA of Phymastichus coffea, 3824 nucleotides long. RefSeq lists its product as uncharacterized. NCBI's taxonomy places the organism in Eukaryota, Metazoa, Arthropoda, Insecta, Hymenoptera, Eulophidae. The transcript has 4 exons. Gene Ontology annotation, molecular function: peptidase inhibitor activity. Gene Ontology annotation, cellular component: extracellular region. The coding region runs from base 104 to 3373 and encodes 1089 amino acids. The record is from RefSeq and is a predicted model, not a curated record.
UCGCAGUACGCGCAAAAGUACCGGGCCGAAUGAGCCCGUGCGCAGCCAGCAGCAGCAGCAGCAGCAGCAGCAGCAGCAGCAGCAGCAGCUCGCAGCCGCCAAGAUGAGGCCGAGGCUGUAUCUCGUUUUGCUCGUGCUCGGCGCACUGGCCGUCGUCGGCUCCGAGUCCAAGCUCCAGCAGCAAGCCAUCGACGACGACAGCGACGACGACGACGACGAUGAGUGGGAUGACGAAGACAGCAACUAUCCAGCCAAACCGGAGAUCGACGACGAGGGUCGUAUUUACAAAAAUCCGCGCAACUCACCUUCGGCUCAGUGUCCGCGAGACGAGGAACAAGCGGAGAUCCUCGGCCAGAAGUGCUUGAGAAAGUGCUCGACCGACGAGGAUUGCAAGAGCAAGAAGAAGAAAUGCCGAUGCGACGGAUUUUGCGGCAUGUCCUGCAUCAAGCCCGAGCGCGAAUGUCCUGAGCUCAUGCAGAUCGAGCACGGAGUUAUGCAGCUCAGCGGUAGAUUCUUCGGCGACAAGGCUAACUACACUUGCGACCCCGGCUACUACAUCGUCGGUUUGUCAUUGAGAACGUGCAGGGCUGACGGCAGAUGGACCGGCGUCACGCCGAACUGCAAGAAAGACUCGUCGUCGUUUUGCUCAGUGCCGAAUAAGUAUCCCAAUGCGAGGCAUAAUGCACAGCCCGAGCAGACGACGUUCGAUUUGGAUAGUGUAGUGCAGUACUUCUGUAAUCACGGCUAUGAAACCAAAGGAUCGCCCAAAGCCAAAUGCCUCAUGACCGAGGGUCAAGCUGGAUGGUACGGGCCUGACAUCACUUGCGAGGCUAGAAGCUGCGGUCCGCCGGCUGACAUCGCCAAUGGUUGGCACGCUGGCGAAUGUUACAAGUACGAUUGUCACGUCUCAUAUCACUGUGCUGACGGCUACGAGUUGGUUGGCAAAUCUGAGAAAAUUUGCGUCGCUGACGGCACGUGGCUACCAGUAGAACUUCCAAAAUGUGUCGAGGUGACAUCGGUAGAGUGCGAGCCACCCGACAACCCAGUUAAUGGCAAAGCUAUUUUCACGUCUAUCGCCUACAACUCCGUAGUGUCAUACGAGUGCAAGACUGGAUAUACGAUCGUGGGCGCGGCUACGAGGCGCUGCAGCGCCGACGGCAAGUGGACCGGACUGGCGCCUAGUUGCAGGGAGAUUAAUUGCGGCUCACCUGGUGUUCUUUACAAUGGAUGGAUCGACAACAUUGAAAACGGGACUGGAAUGGGAGCAAGCGUAAUCUUCCGCUGCAAGGAGCAUAUGAAGCUCGAAGGGCACAGCUCGAGUCUGUGCCAAAUGGAUGGCAAAUGGCGUUACCCGCUACCCCAGUGUCUCGCUCCCUGCAUCGUGCCCCACAUCACGCGAGGUCACGUAUACGUCGCCUCGGACGAGCAUGAUCAUAUCAACAACGUGACAGUUGCGGAACAUGGCAAGCGACUGGUCGUGGAGUGCGAGCAGGAUUACGAAUUUGCACUGGCACAUCAUCCAGUCGAGUGCAACAAUGGCACUUGGUCGAUCGUGCCCUCCUGCUCGCCUGCUCGAUGUAAACAGAUGCCGAAGCCACCGAAAAACGGAAUGGUCAUCGCGCCAAAAACGGAUCACGGCAUGAAGGCAGUGUUCAAGUGCAAAGAUGGUUUCGAGAUGAUUGGCGGCGGGCCAUACAAUAACUCAUUUUCCGUCGAGUGUCAAUACGGAAAUUGGACUGGGGAUAUACCCCAUUGCAUCGAGGUUUAUUGCCCGUUCCCCGGUUACGUGCAGAAUGGAAAAGUGCUGCUGGUUGGGAAUAUGGGAGUUUACGAUUACCGUCCGUAUGUAAGGAAGAUCGUCAACAAUAAACAGAUUAUGUACGAUUGCGACAAAGGUUACUACCUGAGUGAAGGACCGCCCGGUGCGACGUGCAUCGGUGGUUCGUGGAGUCCAAAGGAAUUGCCAAAGUGUACCCUAGGACAACACCCACGAAUCCGAUGGAACAGACGUCGUAGGUCCAUUGGUGAUCAGAAGAACGAGACGGUUGUUAUGGCUUACAAGAAGUUCAUCGACUUCUUUCGGAAGAUUGGCAAAAAGUUGUUGGAGUUGGAGAUGGAAAAAAGCCACGAUACUAUGAUUCAACUAGAGAGGUUUAACGUUAGCAAGGCCAAUACCAAAUUAAAUAGCAAUGGUACGAGUAGUGCAAAUGUAGUUCGUAAUGCAACAAGAAGUGGUGGUCACGGUGGUCAUGGUAGUAAACCGCGAGGUAAAGAUGAGAGAAUGAUCGACUUUCUGCGAGUUGUCUAUCGGAAACUACAAAGAAUCGAUUCGCGGCACGCGAAUAACGACACAAACGUGACAAUGCAUGAGCUGUUGAAUACCAUGAGCAAGAACUUCUUCCACGUAGACUUGGCGGAGCACCAGCAGCGCCGCAAUGCCUCGGCCAGAGCCCACGAGAGCGUCGAGGCCAAGAGCCAGCGUGAGUUUACAAAACUCAAGCGCGAGUUCGAACGUAUCAUGAAGUUCUACAACAAAUCGAUGAGAUGGAGCGAGAAGCAUCUGCGCAAGGAUCUAAGAAAGAAGAAGAAAGGUCAAGCGCACGGUGACAAGGAUGCGAGGAAAGAAAAGAACAAAGAUAAGGACAAGGAGAAGAAGGAGAGAAAACACAAAUCACCGAAUUACUAUAAGGGCUUCUACGAGUUCAUCAAUGACUAUGUAGCACAGAAGUUGUCAGUCUUGGAGGCGCAAAAUGCCACCGAAGAGCUCAUCCGAAAAAUGAGGAUCGACAGCAUAUCUGCACGCAACGGCACUAUGUUCACCGUUGCCGAGAUCUACGCCUUCUUCAAACAUAUCAUCGAGGCCAAAUUGAACUCGACCAAGCUCGAUAACGAGACUGUCGUCACCAAUCUCCCAGUCAGCUCUUCGUCGUCGUCACCGCCAAGAGCAUCAAAAAUCAUUUUGAUCAGCAGCACAACCGUCGUUCCAUCGUCAACCAUCAACUUGAACAAACUUGCGAUCUCCGAAAAUGAGAUACCAGCGUUGGACAGCGAAAAUAUUGAGACGAAGGGUCGCAGCAAACGGAUCCGCGAUGUGUCAACUUUGUCUCCAAUCACCGACGUACGACGUAAGCUAUUGUCGAUCAACAAUCUCUUGGGAGGCGAUAUCUCGACGCCUCGCGAAAAACGUUUUCUGCAAGCUUCUGAGGAGGAUAAUCAAAGAUCCUUGAAGAACGCCUACGUACACGCGUUGGAAGACGCUUACAAGGUAAAUGUCAAGCGUUCGGCUAACGUUCAGCAGCAGACGAGCAUUUGGACGCCGCGUGACCUGAGGAAUCCACGGCGACGACUCGCACGUCGUAGAUUAGGCCAGUGAGCGGAUGAUCAAACGGUUUUUUCAUUGUGAUAUUAUGGAAUUACAUUAACCAACUGAUUUCACGCGCAAAUACUGUACGAGCAAAAACAACACACUCACUUAUUGUACUAACGCUGAUAGUUAAACGCCCGUUUAAUCUCUUAUCCUACUAUUUCUCCACGAACAUCGACACCAUCCGACCAUCUCCUAUCCAUUCAACUUAUCCAUCCAAUUUUUCUGUCCGUCGAUAGGCGCGCACGCGCAUCAUAAACUCGUACGCGUGUGUGUAUUUAUCUGGACAACUUUUUUCAUGAUAAAUAAAAUUUUUUCCAUACACUUAACUGACUGAUCGAUCUUUUGUCGAGUGAGUUCUCGCAGCUACAAAAAAUAAUAACACGCGACUGAGUUCUUUCACAUACCUUUCGAUAUUUUUGUAGAUAUAAUAUUGUGUUUUUUCAAUAAAAACGUUAAU